Messenger RNA from Thecamonas trahens ATCC 50062, 2631 nucleotides. RefSeq lists its product as uncharacterized. The coding region runs from base 1 to 2631 and encodes 876 amino acids. Lineage: Eukaryota; Apusomonadida; Apusomonadidae. The transcript has 2 exons. The record is from RefSeq and is a predicted model, not a curated record.
AUGAACAACGAUCUUCUCGGACGGAUCUCCUCGCUGCGCUCGCGCAUUGCCUCGGGCGGCUCGCCUCCCCGUCCACGCCGACCGAAUCGUCGCCUGCAGGCCAGUCAUGGGCCCCGCCGCCGGCUCGGGUAUGGGUCGAGCGCAGGACCUCCGGUGGCAUCUUCAUCGUCGUCUCUGGCUUACUAUCCAUCGCCCGUGACGUCAUCCAUUGCAGCGUCGAGCUCGGCGCUCCGGUCGUCGCUGCUAAACACGUCGUCGGUCCCGCCGUCGUCGCCGCCGCAGCGACAUGCGCCGCAGGCAACGGUGCCGUCGCCGGUCCGAUCUCCUCCGGUUUCCUCUGCUAACGACGCCGACGCGUCGACCUCCCUACUGUCAGAACUCUCAGUCCUGCGAUCGCGACUCGAGUCACUGGAGGCUGGGAACUCGGCGUUUGCGGCGUCGGCGUCGGCCAAGGGCCCUCGGCCGCAGGAGAGACCGCCAACAGUGGCGUCAUCACAGCCACUGACUCUUGAAGCGCCGCCGCAGUCGCGGGUGGUAGGCGAUGGUGCCGACAAGCCGAGCGCCGCCGGGUCGGAGCAGGCCGAGCUUGAGCGCGCUGUGCGUGAGCUCGACGCCGAGCUCACCAACUCGGAGCUCUCGCUCGUUGAUGUCGAGAAGGAGCGGCUGAUACUCAAGUCACAGCUGCGCAAGGCACUUAAGCUCCUUGCCAUGCGCGAGGAUGAGCUCAAGAAUGAGCGCGAGACCGGCAGCGCCGCGAAGGACGACGCCAGCAAGCUCCGCGCCGGCCUUCGGACGGCGCUGGCCAAGGUGAAGGAGCUCGAGAGCAGCAACACCAAGCUCCACGCCCGCAACGAGCAGCUUGCUGAUGAGCUGCGCCAAGUUUCCCGUGCAGCUGCAGCGGCGGCAGCCGAGAAGCCGGUUGCGAUCGCGGCUGCCGAGCUGGAAGCUGAGCGAGCAAAGAUGAAGCUCGAGACAGUGACAGCCGAGCGCGACGCGGCCCGCGAGUCAGCAGCCGAGCUCAAGGCCUCGCUUCUCGAGGCCGUGCGGUCGGCAGAGGCGAUGCAAGACAAGCUUGCGGCGCUGGCCAGCGAGCGCGAGGCGGCCAACCGCGAGCUGGCGGUGGCGGCGAGCGCGGCCGAAACGGCGGCGACACGGGCGCGCGACGACGCACAAACCAUCGCUCAGUUGCAGGAGAAGCUCAACGGCAAGAGCAGCGAGGUCGAGCGCGCUACCGGACGGGUGGCGGCGCUGGAAGCGCAGGUGGCGAGCCUGAAGGAGGAGGCGUCUGCAGCCGGUAGCACGGCGGCGCAGCUGAGUGAGGUACAGGCCCGGCUGCAGAGUCACGAGCUGGACAUGAUGCGGCUCGACGCGCUGCGGACCCAAAGCGCGGCGGACAAGGACGCGUUGGCGUCGCUUCGGUCGCGCAACGACGCGUUCAAGUCCAAGAUAAGUCAGCUGGAGGGCCAGCUUGCGCGAGCCGAGGCUGAUCUCGACAGCGCCAAGCGAGAUGCGCGCGACGCACGCGACUCGGCCACUGCUGCCAGCGAGCGCAUUGCUAUGCUGGAGCGGGCAGUCGAGGACGCACGUGGAGCAGGCGACGAGACUCGUGAGCGGCUGUCGGAAGCGCGGGCUCAGCUCGCCGAAAAGAGCGAGCAGCUGUCUGAGGCCAAUUCGCUCCUCGAGAUGGCACAGGUGGAGCUCGAGGAGCCUGCGCUCGACGAGGGAGCUGCGCGUGUGGCAGAGACUCACGCGGCAGUGCGGGCGACCAAUGAGCGGAUCCGCGAGCUCGAGGCGCACGUUGCGGCGCAGCACACGCAGCUGACCAACUUUGCCGAGUCUGAGAGCCGGCUGCUAGGUAAGAUCAAGGCGCGCGACGAGGACGUGGUGCGGCUUCAGGACGAGGUGGCCUCGCUGGACCGUCUUGUUGCCGAGUACAAGACGCGCGAGAAGGAGUUGCUGGCGACGGCGGGCCAGUUUGAGGCUGCGCUCGAGCGGACCGACGUCCAACUCACGGCGCUGCAGACCGACUAUGAUGCGCUCGCUGGCAAGGCUGAUACCGACGCAGCGGCGGUGAAGUCGCUGCGGACCGCGCUCGACGAGUGCCAGCGGGCGCUAGCGGAGAAAGAGCAGCGGUUGGCCGACGUCGAGUACGAGCGCGAGACACUGGAGACACAGCUGGCGUCGGCGCGGGCUACAGCAACCAACGCGCGCAACGACGCUGCGGGUGUCGAGGCUGAGCUUUCAGGCAAGGUCAAGUCACUUGCUGAGGCGCAGGCGCAAAUCCAGAGCCUCUCGUCGCAGCUGCACCAGGCACAGGCGCUGAGCGCGUCGGCAACCGAGGAGCUUCGGGCCGAGCGCAACGCGCACGAAGCGCUGCGGCGGAAGCACUCGGCGCUGCUGCGGCGCGAGCAGGCCGAGGCCGACUCGCUGCGGCUUAUGGCGCUCGGCACACAGAGCGCGCGGAGAGGCGGGCCGCGGCUGCGAUCACCGACGCGCGGGAGCACGUCACCGCGAAAGGCGGCGGUCUCUGUCUCGAACGCGGCGCUGCAAGCGCGGGUGGAGAUGCUCACCGGUGCGCUGCGCGACCAAGUCGACUCGCUGGUCUCCGAGGCCAACGCCCAUGGUCUGUGA